AUAUGCCUAGCGCGCGCAUAUGAAAAUAAAUUUUCCUAGAAAAUCAAUACCUUGCUUCAAAAUAAGGAAUAAAAGAGAAUUCCCCAUGUGUGGUACCGAAAUAAUCAAUAUUUUGUAUAUAACACAGUCAAAAAUUAAAAGAUGAUUGCCAAAUAGCUACAAUAUGCCGAAAACUAUCCGUUUCACAACGAUUUUUGCAACAAGUGAAGAUCCUAAAUAUAAAUAUUCUGAGUUAAAUACCCACGGCCCCAUAGUAAAAGGAUGGCAGUCGGAGAAAGAUUGCAAGUACCCACAAGAGAUCGUUUUAAAGUUAGAAACAAGAUGUAUCCUGAACAAGAUUCAAAUUUUAGCUCACCAGUUUAUGAUUUCUACCAAAGUUGAAUUAUUUCUUAGUAAUGAAGAUACCAACUUAGCAGAAGAUGUAGGGAAUAUAAAAUGGGAGUAUUUAGGGUAUAUUACAUUGUCCACGAACGAAACAACAGAAUUUAAAAGUAGAGAGUUAAAAUCUGCUAGUAUUCCUAAGAAAGAAGUGACUUUCAUUAAAAUUAAUUUGAAUAACAAUCAUUUUAAUGCUUUAAAUAAACAUAACCAGGUUAGCCUUAUAGCAGUUAAUAUUCUUGGUACUGAUAUAAAAUUCAGACGUCCCUCUAAUCCCGAAGACGAGGAUGCCAAAUUAUUUGAUAUAUUAAACGACCCUGAGUAUUAUUCCCCUUACGAUGACUUGGCUUUUUUGAUGUACGUUGACGUAGAUGUUGCCAAAAUCGUUAAGGAAAUGGAAAUUAAGAAACACUUGGCUGUGAUAAAUGAAAGAUUUGAGUAUGCUAGGAAAUUAAAAAAUGCUAUGACCAAAUUAAGAGUAGCAGGUGAGAAAUUAGCAAAAUAUGAAUUAGAAAAACGGUAUGCGAUUGAGGUCGAAGACUAUGAAAAAGCCAGACACAAGAAAAACCAAAUGGAACUGUUUAGGAAUGAAACAUUUGUAGAACUGAAUAUAGAACAAUUAAUGGAAUAUAAUGGGGUAUGCUCAAAAAACGACGACUGCCAAGACGAAGCCGACAGUCACAACAAAAACUUACUUUCGCCAGUACUGACGAAGGGCCAUUCUGACAGGAGAUCCGUCUCGCCUAGUCAUCAUCACAACAGCCAGGUAUCCCCGCUGCAUAUGACUAAGCAUCAGAGUCCAAAAACCGGUUCCCCCAGUACGGGUAGCCCUACAAACGUCCAGAGUAGGGGAGGAUCCUUUAGGCGGAGAAAUAAGUCGGCUGGGGCUAUUGUUAAGUCUACGUAUGAGAUGUAUGAAGAAAAACCGUUGCCGGCUUUAAGGCACUCCCAAACCAACGAAUUUCUUAGAGAAUGCCAGUUAGAACCCGACCACAAAACAACAUCAAAACUCACAGAGAGGGAGAAGAAACAAGCCGCAUUGCCAAUCCUCGUAUUUGGUAAUGAUCUAGUGGAAAGAUUUUACUCCAAGCACUACUGCGACAAAGAAGACGGCUUGAAUAGUUUGAAGGACGAGCUGUCCACCUACGACAAUAGUAAGAUCCACGUUCCGAACAAGAUAGCCAGAGCUGCGAUAUUUUUGCUGCACAGAUCGUUGAGGGACAAAGUUUUCUCGGUGUACAAUUUGGCUAAUGAGGUCAUUCGGUUGUUUUUUGUACAUUUCGUCCCAGGAAGAGUUAGUCAAACAGAAGUUGCUAGAAGCGUGGACAAACUGCUACCAGAACUAUUAACCAAAUCUGGAGACACAAGUCAACGCAUUAAUCAAAUGGCUGUCCAUACCAUUUUAACAAUGGCGGACUGCAAAAGUGUGAGGGACCUUCAUAUUAUCCCGGUUCAUUUAAGUAGACCAGUGAAUAGUAGCACUCAUCCUAGACUAGCUUUGAGUAGGGCAGAAAUGGUAGAACAGCUUAUUAUUAAUCAUGGAAUUUCUACAGAGAAACAAAGCGGAUUAACUUGUAGAACUCUGGCCGAAUUCGGUCUCAGCGGAUUACAUCAUCCCGCGGAGGCCGUCAGAAAAGUCUCAGAAAGAAUUUUGGUUUUAGUUUACAGAGUAAACCCUCGUUUAGUUAGAAAACAGUUACCCCCUGAUGAUGAUAUUACAAGAAGGAAUCUGCUCUACAGACAGUUGUUCCACGAGUUCGACAAGAUUGACCUAGAAAGAAAAAAAGAAACCUUGGAGAAGAACAGACUUCUCCAACAAACCCAACUGCCCAACACGGACUGCCUAAGUCCGGAGCCGAUAGCCCAGCAAAACGGCAAACACGAGCUCAGCAAAUGCUUGAGCGCCAACAAUAUCAAAUCUAUCACCAACGGGGGCUUCCCGGCGGACAACAAUUCUAAAAGUUUUGCGUUGUCGAAGAGUCAAAGUGGCACAAAUGUACAUACCAUCGAGAACAACGGUUGUAACGAACAGAGUUCUAGUUCGGCUAGCGGGAUAUCGUCACCUAGUAACACUUCUCAAAAGGAUGAAGAUGAAAAACAAUGCAUCUUCUGUAAACAAUCCGAAACGUCAAUAUUUUUAAUAAACAACUCUAUGAACUCCCAUUACUGGAGAUCGUGUCCAAUGUUGAUCCGUUGCAAGGAAUGCAACCAGGUAGUGGAAGUUUCUACUUUGACGGAACAUUUACUUAUGGAAUGCGACCAGAGGGAGAGUUACUCACAGUGCGCUCAUUGCUCAGAGGCUGUCAUUAUCGAGAAGUACCAGGAACAUAAGACGGAAUGUAGAGAGUUAGCAGAGAGCUGUAACCGUUGCCCUCUAUGCCACGACAACUUCGAAAUGGAGGAGAACUCCUGGAGCAAUCAUCUGAUGGGAGAAAAACCUUGCCUGAAGAAUCCCAGAAUCAAAACGAAGUUGUCAAAGCACGUAAAAAUACAAGCUUAGUGUCAGACACUACGCCCAAAAGGGCACACGAAAAGAGAAGACGAAUCGUUUACAUACAUUCACCUCACGUGCUGCUUUAAGUGUGAUACAAAAUUAAAAGUUUCGACGUUUCGGUUCACGUAAAUUUGUGAUUUUCAGAGUCCAGUUGUAAUCAUUAUUCAUUAAAAUAUUUCGAAAGUUUCAUCGUACUUGAAUAGAAAUUUUGUCCAGUUUUGAGAUUCUACAACCGUUUACAAUUUCAGAAAUUAGUAACAGGUAUUAAAUCCAACAGAAAACAGGAAAAGAAUUCACAGAGUCAUAAUUUUACCAAAAAUCCCGGUACAGUUUGUCAAAAUUUGAAAUGACUUCAAUGAAAAUAUUUUAAUAGACUUGUCCUCUUGAUGUAAGCUUGAAGAAACUUUGACAUGCAAACUACGUUAAAAAUCACGUAAUCGAGUCCCGGAGUUCAUCCAUCUCUUUCUCUCCAAAUACUUUCUCCGUCUGCCUCUGCGCCGACGGGAAAAUUUUAGAAAGUUCACGAUCUUCAGAAAGAUCCACUACGAUCAAGAUCAGAGUCCUUCUUCAUACAGCCCUCCGCUAGUUUAUCCAUUCUUCCUACCAUUUUGUGAUGGUUUCUGGUCUUUAUUCUGUCUUCUCUUGAUUACUUUUGCCGUGUGUUUUGACUCCCUCUUUCACCUGCAGGUUUAUUGGUGGUACCCGGGCUAUAACUUGUCGGGCUACCCUUAGAGUCAUUCUAUAGGCACAUACGAUCCUUAAAAUGGUUUUUCUUUGGCCCUUCUGUAAAAUUUGUGUAUAUAGACAAGGCGAAAACGGCGGGUUCGUUGGCAAAAAUAUUCCCAUAAGAUUUUUUUGCAUAAUCACAUUCGUGAGACACCCCAGAAUAAGGUUCAAGAAGUCGCCCACGCGAAAAGUGGUCCAAAUUUUUUUAAAGAAUUUUUUUAAACAAAUUGCAGAAAUCAAUGUUUUUGGCCCGGACAAUUUUUUUGGACCAUUCUGGAAAAAAGGUCUUUUGUAAUUGUUCUCUAGAGUUGAUCGUUUUCGAGUUAUAUGCAAUUUAAAAUUUGAAAAACGCGAAAAUGGCCAUUUUUUAGACUUAAUAACUCAGUUAAAAAUUAUUAUUAUGAAAGUCAGAAAGUGACUAAAUUAAAGUUUAAAGUCCCCCUACAUGAUCCUGAAGAAAUUUGUGUCAUUAAAUUAUUACUAAGCUGUUAUUUUUAGUUAUUAACAAUGAGCGGUAAGAUCGUAUUGCCGCGGCUGUAAAUGUGAGUGCGAGUAAGAUGCACCAUUGACUGUCGCAAUGGCAUCUCUCUCGCACUCACCAUUGACGGCCGCCUAAUACGUGCAUGGUGCUCAUUAUUAUUACUUAAUAAAAAUAUCAGCUUAGUAAUAAAAUAAUGACAAAUAUUCCUUUAGGAUCUCGUAGGUGGAGGGCUUUACAUUUUGAUUUAGUCACUUUCUGACUUUCAUAAUAAUAAUUUUAACCGAGUUAUUAAGCCUUGAAAAUGGCCAUUUUCAUUUUUUUCAAUUUCAAAUUGCUUAUAACUCGAAAACGAUCUUUAACGAAAAAUUUUAAGAGACCUUUUUUAUCCAGAAUGGUGCAAAAAACCUAAAAAAAAUCUGUUCUGUCCGAAAAUAUUGAUUUUUGCAAUUAGAUUAAAAAAAUUGUUAAAAAAAUUUGGACCACUUUUCACGUGGGCGACUUUUUGAACCUUAUUCUGGGAUGUCUCACGAAUGUGAUUAUGCAAAAAAAUCUCAUGGGAAUAUUUUUUCCAACGAACCCGCCGUUUUCUCCUUGUCUAAUACUCCACUUCCAGUAGGUACAUCUCAUUCAGCCGUUUGCCUAUUCAUUGUCGUCACCGCCAGCGUGACAUUUAUAUGGUCGAGCUUCAGACCAAUACGGUAGUUUUAAAACGCUCUACAAUCAGUUUUGAACCGGUUUAAAACAUUAUAAGUAAGAACAUCUGAUUUUUAAUGCGCACGAGUGCGAAACUUUAGUUUUGUAGAUCAAAUACUUGUGCACUAACUCAUUCUUUGAUGAUGGUUGGAAAUUAUAACAGUGAAUUCUUUUCUGCUGGAAGUGCACUAGUUGUUAAGUAGUUUGACACAUUUAAACAUUCCGUAAUAUCAUUAGAUUCUAAAAUGCAACCCAUUCCACUCAUAGAGAUAUUUCGUCCACAUAUUUAAUGCAAUUGUAACGCUCAAAUCGAUUUAUUUGAGAUUAUUGUUAAUGUUAUAUUAUACAGGGUCUAAAAUGUUGUCUUUUGCAGCUAUUCUCGAUUAACUGUUGGUAAAUAUGUUGUUUGAGUUAUUUCACAAUGUGAUUGUUUAGUUUAGUGUUAAUAUUAGUUUUCUGAAUAAAUUUCAAAAUAAAAUCUAACCUAACUUAACCUUAAAAAUACGUUGUUAUUUAUAUAAGAAUUUUGACUAUAUUCAACUGACAAAGCUCUACUCCAGACUUUAUCAAUACAUAAUUACAAUCUGAAUCUCUUAAUGGAUCAAUUGUGGAGUAUAGCUCGACAUUGAUUCAUUAUUUCUAAAAUUAGCUCAUUGUUUAAUCUCAAAUAUUCAUCAUUCAUAUCCGCAUUAAACAGUAUAUAUUUAUCACCCCGCAUAUCCCAUGAACGCAAUUUGUUAUUAUAUUUACACAGUGCGGGCUACUAAUUUCGUUAACUAAUUGCAAAUCGUAAACAAUAAUUCGGGCAAUUGCAUAUUAAGUUUUCUGACUAAAUAAAAUCCUUUGUCAAACGCGUGGGUUGACCCAAUUCAUCUUGCCGCUAAUAAAGAGUAUACAUUAGAAUCAUUCUUACGAGUCAAUCCAACGAGUCAAGAUGUGCUUUUAAAUACAUUCAGUCGAGUCAAUUCGAACAGUAAAGAUGUGCCUUUAGAAUUCCUUCGAUUCACUUCAAACAAUCAACAUGUAGUCUCAAAUGAUUAUCAAUUCAAUCAUCAAACGAAUCGGCCAGUAAAGCAGUGUCACUAAGUAGACAUUUAAGGUCUACCGGGUAGAGAGUGUAGUUAGAGAAAUAAAGUACCAUCUUUAAUUUGGUGUUUCACUAAGAGCGACAGAUCCUAGAGCUGAGUCGGAGAUCAUACAUGGUCCUUCGAGCCGGAUGAAGCAUACCUUUUCCCUAACUGAACUUUGUCUUGAUUUAAAUUCUGAUUCAGAUUUAAUUUUGAUAUUAUUACAUGAGGUGUUGCAGUUUGAGGAUUAAUGAGUUGUUCAAAGACUAUUGUCUUCACAUCACACAUAACAUUAAAUUAUUGUUAUGUUAUAAAUAUCUUAUCAUCAUUUUAUUGUGGCUGCUUUACUGUCGUCUUGUUUGGAGCUAGUUUUUUCGCCGGGCAAUAUGUUUAAUCUCAAACAUUCAAUUUUCAUAUUCGAUAUUAAACAAUAUUUUAUCACCCCGUAUAUCACAUGAACGCAAUUUGUUAUUGUAUAAUUACAUGUGCGGGUUUCUAAUUUAGUUCACUUAUUGCAAGUCGUAAACAAUAUUUUUGGGCAAUUGCAUAUUAAUUUGAUGACUAAAUAAAAACCUUUGUUUAAUAGUCGCGUGGGCUAUGACCCAAUUCAUCUUGUCGCAAAAAAGAGUGUACAUUAGAAUCAUUCUUUCGACUCAAUUCAACCAGUCAAGAUGUGCUUUUAAAUGCAUUCUCUCGAGUCAAUUCGAACAGUAAAGCCUGUAACAUUUCUUCGAUUCACUUCAAACAAUCAACAUGUAGCAUCAUCAAUUAUUAUCAGUUCAACCGUCAAACGAAUCGGGCAGUAAAGCAGCGUCAUUAAGUAGACAUUUAAGGUCUCCGGGGUUUAGAGCUGAACCGAUUUUCUACACUCAUGUUUAAAAAUUUUCGUCCUAAAAAAUUAGUUUAAAAGUGUUUUUAAAUUGGCUCAACUGGUUUUUAACUAGGAUUUGUGACUGCUGGAAAAACAUCGGUUUUCGGUUAUACCUGUCUUUUUACUUACGGUUUAACCUGGCGGUUAUAACUGGUAAAAUACCGGUAAUUCCAAAAACAGGUGCUCGAUUUUUUUAAAUCAAUAGCCAAUUGGCUCCGUGCGUCUCCCCUCUACGUACAGUCACGUGAUACGCUGUCAGAUUUUGUAAGGACGUUUUAACAUUGAGUCUUAUGGGAUUAUUUUGUUAAACUUGAAUAUUUUAUUUUGUAGUGAUAAUAACCGAAUACAAUUGUUAGAAUUCAUUAGUUAUUAAUUUAUACUGUAAUUUAUAGUGCAACAAAAUAUUUUCUUUUUCGUUAAUAAAUAUUUAUUGACAUAAACUGCGAUAGUGAGGUUAUGCAUACAAAAUCAAACUGAUAAUCAAUAUUGGAAAGUGAAGAAUUUAUAGUGCGUUUUUAUUUUCUGUUUGUAUUAAUACAUAAUAUCACUAGAGUGACACGACAUUUUUUUAAAUGUCUCAUUUAAACAUACACAAAGCGUCCUUAUAAAAUUUCAAAAAACCGCCACCAUGAGCAGGUCGGUCGAUUUUGCUUUGACACUUUGUUAACGCUGGGAGCGAAUACCCAAUAAUAGGUGUUACAUGUUACAUUUACAUUGCACUUUAGUUUGUGAUACUCUAUUCGAAUCGAUAUAAAUAUUAUCGAUAUCGAUACUAUCGAAAUAAUAUAUCGAUACCGAAGUAAUCAAUCGAUAUAAAAACGGUGUUGGCGUGUAUUGGGUACUGUGGUGGAAAGGGGAAUUGGUAUUUGGAACUAGCCAUUGGGAUCGAACAUAGAAAUCAGUCGUCAGGUCAGUGUUGUCAAAUCGCUUUCGGUUUCAGUCAGCUUAAGAUUUCUCCUUUGUCCGCACGGGUGCAAAAAAUUUCCUCAUUUUUCUGAAGUGAUUAUUUUUUUCAGAGGUAAAUUAUUCGGUUUUUCACCAGUUAUUACCUUUAAAAGAAAAAACCGGUUAUAACCGGGACAAAAAUCUGGAAAAACCGAUUAUUGCAGAGUGAAAAACCGGUCUUAGGUUAUAACAGGAAAGUUUGUUCCAUCCAUACCAUCGGAGCAACUUAACCCUUUAAUUAAUUUAAAAAUACACUGCGCGUCAAAGAAAACCAGUCAUCCACAAAAUGAGUCAUUUUUGAUGUCUCGAAUUUCCUAAACCUCUUGUCCGAUUUAAGUGAUUUUUUUAAUAUCUUAUAGCCUUAUUCUUUAACAAUAUUCAUGUAAUAAUAUUGUCGCUAGACAAGUAAAUUUUCAUUGUAUACCGCGUGUACCAAUCAAAAUGUGAUUUUUUUUAAAGUUCAGCACAUCCUGUGGAAUAUUAUAGCAUAUAUAAAAUACUGAAAUUAAAACCCAACUAUAGCCUCAGGUUUUCUUAACAUUCUAUUUUUUGAUUCAUUCUCUUGUGUUGGAUAAUAGAAAAAGUUAGGUACUUUAACAACUAGUCAUGCUAUUUAUCAAUACAGAGUGUUUCUAAAUAAGUGCGACAAACUUUUAGGGGUAAUUCUCCAUGAAAAAAUAACGACCGUUUGCUUUAUAAACAUAUAUUCGCAAAUGCUUUGUCACAGUAUAAAGAGGGACAGUAGAACCACUCUCCGAAAAAUUGGAAGUAAAAUCUGUAGUCAGGCAUGGCGACCGCGCAAUGUUAGCAGUCGCUUUUGUCCCACUCUCGCAUUGCUAUUCGCAUAGAAACGUACGGCUUUUAACAGGGAAAACCCGCAUCCACCACUGGUGAAUUACCAAUUGCGUACUGCCGGUGUUACUUCCUGAGAUCAAAACGCCGACAGAAGAGUGAUUUUACUGUGGAACCUCUAUAUACUGUGGCUUCGUUUCCGAGAUACGGGAUGUUGAAUUUUUUUCUUACAAACUAACGAUUUAUAUAUUGCUCUAAACCGGUUGAGAUGUGCAAAUGAAAUUUGGUACAUUUUAAAAGGUAGUUAUUGCGUAUUUUCAACGAAAUCUUUUCGUUUAUAAAUUUGCAAAAGUCUGUGUGUUAUUGCGUUGCCGCUCCUGAAAUACUUAGAGCAGAUGUAUCGAUGGAGUCUUAUGUAGUUUUGUCUUCUGAAUCCAAAUCUGAAAACGGCAUUUCGAUAUCUCUAACCAUCUUCGAGAUAAUCGACCUCAAAAUCUAAAAUGUGACGUCACAACCCGGUUAUUUCCUACCACGCACUAAACGUCAGCUGAAAUCUUUGAUUAGGAAGUAGGCAAAUGUUAUUAUUUACCAUAGAGUUAAAUUUGAGUUUGACACUUCGUGAAUGUCAAACUAACUUUUAAAUUAUUUAGCUAUUAAUAAAAUAUAAAUGACAUUUUAUAGUGAAUUUAAUUAUUAUAUAAAAUAAUAAAUGUAUAAAAAUAAAUUUAUUAUAAAUUAAUAAAUGAAAAAUAGUUUCUGUCCUUGUGGGAUUGGUACUCACCGGAGGGACCGCAGACGUUCGGAAACAAUUAGCGUCUCUUUGCAAAGACAAUGACAUCGACUUUGCAAAGUAACAAGACACUUACUCAACACACACACUACACAUUACUCCCCUGACUUAGUGAUAAGUUAUACAAUUACGUGGCUAAAGGUUCUAGUUCUAAACCAAAGCCAGAAUCAGAGAAAAAAAAUGUAUAAAAAUACAAUUUGAGUAUAUUUUGAAAGCAAUAAAUACAUAUUAUACUAUAUUAAUAAUGAAUCAGUAGAAACGAUUAUAUUUAAAUUUGGUAAAUUAUAACUCCACUCGACCAGCGCACGACCACACAACUCGAAACACAAGUACGCAAAUACGGUUGCGUGAAGCGUGGCGCAAAGCCGUGGAAUUUACGAGACUCGCUCGGUCUGUAGAUCCAAGUAAAGUUCAUCAGUAAAAAGUAUCUUUAUCAUGUAUGUAGGUAUUAUUUAUUUCACAAUAUUGGAAAAUUGUUAUUUAAAAUGUGGUUUGGAAUAAAAAAGUAUGUUCUGAUAUAUGAAAUUACAUCCUUUUAAUGGAAAAAAAUAUUUGACGAAUUUUCUCAAAUUAUGGAUACCAACAUCAUUUUCAUUUAUAACUCUUGUAUUUUUAAUUUGACGAAGAAAAGUUAUUCUUCAUAAAAAUCUCUUCUUGGUCUAAGAUUUAUGAUGCAACCAUCAUGAAUCAAAUUUUAUUAAUUUUAUACGAGGUAUGUAAAAAAAUAUGAAUUUCGAGUAAAGUAUCUUUAUAGUUCACAACAUGUAAAUUAGAAUGAUAUACUUGCACAUUAAAACAUAAUUUUUAAUUAUAAACAGCUUUCCGUAAUAGCAAUUUUCUAUAUUAUGAAUUUAAAUACGUAUAUAAACCAAGUUUUCGUUAUUAUAAUGCUCGCAUUUUCAGCUUGUUUGACAUUCAAUUAAGAAUUUUAUAUUCAUCCUUGGGGUGCAUACGGGUAAUAUGAGCCUUAUGUGCACCAUAUAUGAAUAUCUUCUUCUUAAGGUGCCUAUUCGUUCCGGAUGUUGGCGAUCAGCAUGGCUAUCCUAACUUUACUUGCUGCUAUUCUGAACAGUCCGGUUGUCGAUGUAUUAAAGGUUUUGAAGCCAAGAUAUUCUACUUCUCCCUGGUCCUCUCUUUCCAAAUACCUUGCCUUGAAGAAUGAGUUGCAACAAGCCAUAUCUCUGUUCAUUCCUCAUAUCAUGACCAAGAUAUUCUAGUUUGCGCUUUUUGAUUGUGUUAAUAAUCUCGCAUUCCUUGUCUAUUCUACGUAGAACCUUAACAUUAGUCACACGAUCCACCCACGAAAUUCUCAAAAUGCGCCUGUAACACCACAUCUCGAAUGCCUCGAGUUUUCUUAAAGAAGCCUCGGAACGUGUCCAGGCCUCUAUCCGUAUAAUAACAUAGAAAAUACAUAGCAUCUUCAUCAUUAUGAACGCUGAUCUCGCUUUUCCUAUGCGUUGUUUUAUUUCACUUGCGUGGUCCCACUGGCUGUUUAUGUUGGUACCAAGGUAUGUGUAGCUGUCGACCCUGUCAAUUAGUUGUUGGUUAACCAAAAGCUGUGUAUUUAAAAUUUCGCGCUUACUGACUACCAUGUACUUUUUUUUUCGUAUUGAGAUCAAGUCAUGAUGAAUAUAAAAUUCUUAAUUAUUCUUCUUCUACGGCACUACAGCCCAAAUUGAGCCUUGGCCUCCUUUAUUUUUUGCCUCCACCCUUGCCUGUCUGUGGCUGCUCUUCUCCAUACACGGACUCCUAAAAGGGCUUGUGCGUCGCUGUUUACUGUGUCUUCCCAGCGCUUUCGUGGCUUCCCAACCGGUCUCUUUCCUUGCAUUCUAGCAUUCAGUGCUCGUUUUGGUAGCCUAUCCUCUCCCAUUCUUAUCACAUGUCCGGCCCAUUGCAAUCUUUGUAAUCUAAUGAAGUCUGACAGGGGCGUUUCCUUAUAAAGUUGAUAAAGCUCGUUGUUGUAUCGACUUCUGAAGAUUCCGUUUUCCCUCACAGGUCCUAGUAUUCUCCUAAGUACUUUCCUUUCGAAUGUGUCGAGUUUGUUUUUGGAUGUUUCUUUCAGCACCCAGACUUCACUGCCAUAGCAUGUUAUUGGUCGAAUUAAGGUUUUAUAGAUUCUCAUCUUUGUAUUUCGGUGGACACUUUUUGACCGAAAUAUAUGGGAGAGGGCAAAAUAAGCUCUGUUUGCCUGCGUUAUUCUCUUCCUUAUUUCUCCAUCUUCUGAUCCGUCGGCAUAUAUUUCUACUCCCAGGUAUGUAAACUUUUCAACCGUUUCAAUGUCAUCUUCAUGUAUAAUGUUUUCUGGGACUAUAUUUCUUCUCGUCUGAGUCAUUAUUUUUGUUUUUUCUGUGUUAAUUUCCAGACCUAGCAUUUUUGUUUGUGUUUUUAACUCUGCAUAUGUUUCCUGUGCUCCUGUUGAUGUUCUACUCAUAAUAUUAAUAUCAUCAGCAUAAGCGGCCAGUUGAACCGUUCGGUUGGUCAGUAGAUUUCCUCGUCCAGUUUGCAUUUGCCUAACCGCAUACUCCAGUGCCAGGUUAAACAAUGUUGGGGCCAGCCCAUCUCCCUGUUUUAGUCCCUGCGAAAUGUUAAAAAAGUCUGUCCGGUGGUUUUGUAUUCGUACACAUGCCUGAGUUUCAUACAUUGUGGCUUUAAUGAGUCUUAUUAACUUGUGUGGUAUUGCCAAUUCAGCCAAUAUAUAGUAUAGUUUGUUCCUUUUGACUGAGUCGUAUGCCUGUUUGAAGUCUACAAACACGUUGUGAACAUCAAUAUCGUGUUCCCAUGCUUUGCUCAAGAUCUGUUUUACUGUGAAUAUUUGAUCCAGUGUCGAUCUUCCCCGUCGGAAGCCCGUCUGAUACUCUCCAAUAAUAUUUUCUGCUAGUGGUUGGAGCCGCUGGUUUAUAAUAUACGUGAGGACUUUAUAUGCUGUACAUAGUAGAGAGAUUCCACGGUAGUUUUUGCACUGGAGUUUGUCUCCUUGUUUAUAGAUCGGGCAUACUAUACUUUUCUUCCAGUCGUCGGGUAUUUUCUCUUCUUGCCAUACGUCUCUGAUGAGCGCGUGGAUGUGACUUGCUAGGUGGUCGCCACCUACCUUAUAUAGUUCUGCUGGUAUUUCAUCAACUCCCGGAGCUUUAUUGUUUUUCUGGGCCUUAAUGGCUUCGAAAACUUCCUCUAUGGUUGGAGCUUCUACUCCAUUCUCUUCUACGUAGAUCUUAAUUCUUAAUUGUAUGUCAAAAAAUAACUACCUCUUAAAACCUACUAAAUUUCAUUUGCAUAUCUUAACAGGUUUUAAAGCAAUAAAUAUAUCGUUAGUUUGUAAGAAAAAAAUUAUCAUCUCGUAUCUCGGAAACGAAACAUUUGCGGAUAUAUGUUUAUAAAGCAAACGGUCAUUAUUUUUUCAUGCAGAAUUACCCCUAAAAGUUUGUCGCACCUAUUUAGAAACACCCUGUACUGAUAGCGAACACAGCCAGUUGUUAAAGUACCUAACUUUUUUAUGAGAAUGAAUCAAAAACAGAAUGAAAACCUGAGGCUAUAGUUGGGUUUUAAUUUCAGUAUUUUAUAAAUGCUAGAAUAUUCCACAGGGUGAUGCGAACUUUGAGAAAAAAUACAAUUGGAUUGGUACACCCGGUAUACAAUGACAAUUUACCUGUCUAGCAACAAUAUUAUUACAGCGAUAUUGUUAAACAAUAAGGCUAUAAUAUAUUAAAAAUCACUUAAAUCUGACAAGAGGUUUAGGAAAUACGAGACAUCAAAAAUGGUCCAUUUUGUGGGUGGCCCGUUUUCUCUGACGCGCAGUGUAUAAAAAUAGAGAAAAAUCAACUAACGAAAGUUACCUGGGGUAGAGUAAUGUCCAUCAAAUAUAGAAACACCCUGCAGAUGAUUUUUGAGUAAAACGUGUGAAAUAUAAUUCGAAAAAUCGAAUUCACUGAUCUUCAAGUAAAGUGUGAUCUGUAAACUAUGUGCAAUAUUUUAAUACUUUUACUUUUUCAUUGUAACUAUUCACUUAUAUUUAUGAAUGUAUAUAUUUUGACAAUAUACUAUUACCAAUAUGAA
Diabrotica virgifera virgifera (western corn rootworm) is the source of this 13287-nucleotide messenger RNA. Its product is annotated as centrosomal protein of 104 kDa. The coding region runs from base 164 to 2878 and encodes 904 amino acids. Lineage: Eukaryota; Metazoa; Arthropoda; Insecta; Coleoptera; Chrysomelidae. The record is from RefSeq and is a predicted model, not a curated record. The transcript has 13 exons. Gene Ontology annotation, cellular component: cilium.